GAUUCAACGUAGUGGUGUAAAUAAUAAAACGCGGUGAAAUCGUGUGAAGUGUUAUGUCAUAGAAUUUGAAAGAAAUCUAUAAAAACAAAAACACAUUGCAAGGAAAUAGUAGGUUUGAAUGUUUAUAUUUUAACAAGAUUUUCAAAAUACUUGUUGUAGCGGACGGAUAAAACUAACUCAUACGUCAAAUUAUUUGAAAGAAAGAAAGUGAAAUGUUAGACGACGUCGUAUAAUUCAAGGUGUUCGUAAUACGCAAACUCUACUGUUUAAAUUAUCGAUUUGUAAGCUUGAAUCUUUGCUUCAAAUACAAACUAAAUAUCGUGUAACAAGAAUUACUUUGUAUCGCGAAAAAAGAAAUGAAUUUCGUUGGUAAAUAACAAAUGACAAAUGAAAUUCAACGGAAAAUUAUGAGUGUGAAAAGCAGACAUCACCAAGUGCAUUUUAUUCUGGGACACGCCGUUUUUUGACGCAAAUACGUACGUCGUGACAUUUUGAGGUUGUUAAAGUUCUACAUACUCUUCAUACUGAUUUAGUUGAUGUUAAGAAUAAAAAAAAAUGAAUGGAUUCAGUACCGGUGAAGAAGAUUCCAGAGGAGCUGCUGAUCAAAUUUGUUGCCUUGUAGAUGAGGGUGAACGAUGCACUCGGCCAGCUGGCAACGCUUCUUACAGCAAACGUAUUCAAAAAACUGUAACUCAGCGGCGAUUAAAACUUAAUCUCGAUCAAGUGGCGCGUCAUAUAUACAUUUGUGAUUAUCAUAAACAAGUAAUACAAUGUGCAAGAUCUAAACAACAGCAACAGCGCAGACGUAAGGAUUCAGAAGAAGAUUCGGGUGAAACAGAUAAUGAUCUUCCAGAGGUUGAUCUUUUUCAAUUACAAGUUGGUACAUUAAGGCGAUACAAAAGGCACUAUAAAGUUUCUACGCGUCCAGGCUUAAACAAAGCUCAGUUAGCUGAUACUCUUAUGAAGCAUUUCAAAACCAUCCCUGUAGUUGAAAAAGAAGCAUUAAGUUUUUUCAUUUAUACAGUAAAAACUAAUGCAAAUAAAUUGGAUCAAAAAAAUGGUUUAAGUAAUGAUACCACAUAACCUAGACUUUACUUCACAAAUUUUGUUACUGUAAUAAUAUUUUACUAGUGAGAUCAAAAGUAUAUGUAUGAAUUUUUACUUGUUAAUAGGCAUAGGUAUUUUAUAAAAUCUAUGUAUACAA
Molecule: messenger RNA, 1204 nt
Organism: Colletes gigas
Lineage: Eukaryota; Metazoa; Arthropoda; Insecta; Hymenoptera; Colletidae
Gene: Sap30
Product: histone deacetylase complex subunit SAP30 homolog
Exons: 3
Coding region: 556-1083 (175 amino acids)
Biological process (GO): regulation of DNA-templated transcription
Cellular component (GO): histone deacetylase complex
Molecular function (GO): transcription coregulator activity; protein binding
Source: RefSeq, a predicted model, not a curated record